GAGCGGGGAGAAACGGCACUAGGGAAGCUCAACAUGAGAUACAAUUUCGAUGUGCCGGAAAAGGAGGAGCAACAGCCGCGAGCUCCGUCUCCGGCGACGCCCAAGGAAGAAGUCCAAUGGAUUCCUCUUCAGAACCACCCCAUCUUCACCACCGCUACCGCCACCGCCACUGCCGCGAGCACCGGUCAUCCAUCCGCUCACCGGACGGCCAGAAAUCUCAUGGCCUGGGACGGAGCCUCACGCCUCUACUUCUGGGAUUCCGUAAAGAAAUGCCUUCAUCGGAUCUCCAUUCGCCUGGGAGAACCCGACCCAACCUCGGUUCUCGCAGAUUCGCCUUCUAAGGUACUACAAGCAGAUGUGCAGCUCAACUUUGUGGUUGAUAGAAUCUCCAUCAAUAGAAAUGGAUCAGCAUUACUCCUUGCUGGAUCAGAUGGUCUUUGUAUAAUGUACCUCUAUGGGCGUACUUCUACAACAGAUAAUACCAUCAUUUGCAGGACUGUUUCAAUUGGUUCACAAAUUUAUUUCAACAGCAACAAUGUCAUCCGCACAUUACAAGUUUCAUGGCACCCUUCCAGUGACACUCAUCUGGGAAUCCUUUCUUCUGAUUCAGUUUUCAGAAUCUUUGAUUUGUCUUCAGAUGUUGGGCUGCCAGAGCAGGAAUAUUAUUUACAACCUGUGGACCCUGGUAAAUCUCGAAAUGCUUCAUCAAUCUGCCCUGUUGAUUUUUCUUUUGGGGCUGACCAUUUGUGGGACAGAUUUAGUGUUUUUAUUUUAUUCAGUGAUGGUUCAAUCUACAUCCUUUGUCCAGUUGUUCCUUUUGGAAGUGUCUACAAGUGGGAAUCAAUAUUAGAAAUAUAUAAUGAUGCGCACACAUUUGGGCUUAAAUCAGCCAAUUCAACUGCUGUUAGUAAUUCUAAUCUGGCAAUAUCUUGGUUGGAAGCAACAUUUCCUGAACUAGCUCACCAAGCAAUGGAAGGGGGAAAUUUAUCUAUGCUAAAAGCUCACCCUUAUGCUUUAUUUGAUGCAUCACUUUCAUUGCAGGGCCCUCUACGUAAAGUAUGCAAUGGUGGGGAAGAAGAAUUUUUGGCAGUUAGGGUUGCAGAAUGUGAGGGUCGAGCGGUAAGCUUUCUGUACAAUUUGGUCAGCAAAGACUCAAUUCUGGUGACAGCCUGGAGUGGUGGGCAAUUGCAAAUAGAUGCUCUAGCUGACGAGAUUCAGCCAGUCUGGAUUGUAGGUAGCCCACCCCGUGUUCGUGUUGAUUCCCUUGACCGUAUCCUUGGUCUUGCUAUGAUUUGUGAAUCAAUCCCAUGUGAGCUUUCUGUUGUGAAGCUUGACCAGCCACCUGAUCAGACUUUUUGGUUGGGCCAUCCGCCACCAUUGCUGAGACUGGCUAUUAUUGAUUUGGCUUUGCCAAGAAACAUGGAAAGCAGUUCUCUUAUUUCAUUAUUUGUGGAUCCCCUUAUUCCAGAGAGAAUUUAUUCCCUUCAUGAUGGAGGGAUUGAUUCAAUAGUACUGCAUUUUCUCCCAUUUACAAGUGAGGCUACUGGCAAGAAUGAGACCAUGAGAACUCCCUCUGUUCAUCCUGUUCUAAGUACAUGCCAAGCCGAAUCUUCCUCAUCGUCUCCUAUUUGUGGUUUUGUGGCAUUAUCAGAUUCAUUUGGAUAUUCAUGGAUUGUGGCUGUCACCUCCAGUCAAGAAUGUAUCGUGCUAGAAAUGAAAUCUUUGAAUUUAUUGAUUCCUGUUCAUGUUGAUAUAGAGAAAGACAUUAGCUUGGAAGAACCAAAACAGAUAGAUACACCAAAUAUUAUAAGCAAAGAACUCCUUAGUGGUCCUAAGGUGGUUUUUAUUCCUCAGACAUCACCAAAUCUGCGUUCUGUUGCUGCUGAUUCUAUUGAAGGUCGAUCAACUCUUCAUCAGUAUUUCAAGCUUUUCCAUGAAAAUUAUGUGGAAUACGCACAUAAGGUGUACUUUGAGCUCAAGCAUCAUGGUCCUCACCUGAAGAAAAUCAUUGAUGACCAGCUUGCUCGAUUAGGUGAAGCACAACAGAAACUUUUGAAAGUCGAGGAGAAACAACCAACAUUAGAGGAAAGGAUCCAUCAUGCAAAUCAGAUGCACGGUUUUCUAGAAGAGCGCUUGCAAAGCCUAAGAAACUUGCCUGGGGCUCACAAGAAACCAUUGUCUAGAGCAGAGCGCGAGUUUAAGUCUGAACUCGACAGAUUUAGAGGAGUUGAGUUGGACGCUUUGCGGUCUUCCAUUGAAACUUUAAAUGCAAGGUCGAGAAGAUAUGUGCAAUCUUCAAAAGGCAGUACCUCAAACCAACAAAGGCAUAUAUCAGGAAGGAAGAAUUUUGUUGAAGAUGCUCAAAUCUCCCAGCUGAAAUCUGCCAUUGCAAAACUUUCACUCGUCAACAGUGAAAAUGCAAAAAGGGUUAAGGUUGUCGAAUCAGCAUUAAAAAGCCAGGAAAGAACAGGUGAUUAAACGUAUUAACUGUUUCAGUUUGGAAGUUGAUUUAUGAACCUGCAACAAGAUACCUGUUCUAUAGGUUUUUUUGGUUGGUUUACUGUCCCCAAUAGCGCACAUGAAAUAUUUUCGUUGUAGUUCCUACAAAUUGAUGGAGCUGGAAAUAUCAAUAGCUUGGGGACGUAUACCAGUAUGUUUCCAAAGUGGAUAAUACUCUAGAAAUCAGAAGUGUAGUUCCUCUGAUCACAUUUGUAUUUUAGUACCGGGCAUGAAUGGUUGUUAGCCGAUGGUUAGUUGGUGAUAGGAGCAACAUACAUUUAAAUUCUUAAUCCUUAAUGUAUCUUUACUGUUCAGGAUGAGUUCUAACUCAAAUUUGAAGGAGAUGGCUUCUCUUUUGGUUUUA
This is a messenger RNA of Vitis riparia (riverbank grape), 2863 nucleotides long. RefSeq names its product nuclear pore complex protein NUP88. Gene Ontology annotation, molecular function: protein binding; structural constituent of nuclear pore. Gene Ontology annotation, biological process: mRNA export from nucleus; ribosomal large subunit export from nucleus; ribosomal small subunit export from nucleus. The record is from RefSeq and is a predicted model, not a curated record. The transcript is spliced from 9 exons. NCBI's taxonomy places the organism in Eukaryota, Viridiplantae, Streptophyta, Magnoliopsida, Vitales, Vitaceae. Gene Ontology annotation, cellular component: nuclear pore. The coding region runs from base 34 to 2478 and encodes 814 amino acids.